AUGGCGUCCUGGAACUCGACCGUCAUAUUGCCUAACCACACCUAUCCCCAAAGCUACCUUGGCGUGCUCGACAAUGUCAACAAGGACAAUGUUCAGCUCAACUCCAUCGAGCGCCUCUGGGCCGCGUGGUACCUGUGGAUGCAGAACGAUAUUCUCGCGACGGGCAUCAUGACCUUUGUCAUGCACGAGGUCGUUUACUUUGGUCGCAGUCUGCCGUGGAUCAUCAUCGACGCGAUCCCCUACUUCCGCAGAUGGAAGAUUCAAAAUCAAAAGAUCCCAACCUGGAAAGAGCAAUUCGAAUGCGCCGCCCUCGUCCUCUUCAGCCACUUCACCGUCGAGCUCCCGCAAAUCUGGCUAUUUCACCCCAUCGCCACCUGGUGCGGCCUCGACUACGGCGUGCCCUUCCCGCCCUGGUGGAAGAUGGCCUACCAGAUUGCCGUCUUCUUCGUCCUUGAGGAUACAUGGCACUACUGGGUGCACCGCGGCGCCCACUGGCCCCCGCUGUACAAGGCUGUCCACAAAAUGCACCACUACUACUCAGCGCCCUUUGGCAUGACGGCCGAGUACGCAUCCCCGAUCGAGGUCAUGUUUCUGGGCCUCGGUACCGUUGGCUCACCGGUUCUCUGGGUGCUUAUCACGAAGGACUUGCACUUGUUCACGAUGUACAUGUGGAUCGUCAUGCGGCUGUUCCAGGCCAUCGACAGUCACUCGGGUUACGAUUUCCCCUGGUCCCUGAGGCACUUCCUCCCUUUCUGGGCCGGCGCAGCGCACCACGACGUCCACCACGAGAAGUUUAUCGGCAAUUACGCGUCGAGCUUUACGUGGUGGGAUUACAUCAUGGACACAGAGGCCGGAGCUGAGGCUCACCAGCGCAGGCGGGAGAAAAAGUUAGCCAAGGCUAAGAAGGCCUAG
Colletotrichum spaethianum is the source of this 912-nucleotide messenger RNA. Its product is annotated as methylsterol monooxygenase. Gene Ontology annotation, molecular function: iron ion binding; C-4 methylsterol oxidase activity. The record is from RefSeq and is a predicted model, not a curated record. The coding region runs from base 1 to 912 and encodes 303 amino acids. Lineage: Eukaryota; Fungi; Ascomycota; Sordariomycetes; Glomerellales; Glomerellaceae. Gene Ontology annotation, biological process: ergosterol biosynthetic process. The transcript has 3 exons.